Messenger RNA from Ictalurus punctatus (channel catfish), 9715 nucleotides. It is a transcript of the gene ep300b, whose product is annotated as E1A binding protein p300 b. Bases 1030 to 8580 code for a protein of 2516 amino acids. Gene Ontology annotation, cellular component: histone acetyltransferase complex; nucleus; transcription regulator complex. Gene Ontology annotation, molecular function: transcription coactivator activity; zinc ion binding; chromatin DNA binding. The transcript has 30 exons. Gene Ontology annotation, biological process: positive regulation of transcription by RNA polymerase II. NCBI's taxonomy places the organism in Eukaryota, Metazoa, Chordata, Actinopteri, Siluriformes, Ictaluridae. The record is from RefSeq and is a predicted model, not a curated record.
AGUCUCCCCCUGUUUCAUCCCCGUCGAUGUGUUCUUCUCCUCACCUGAUUGCUCGCGGAUUUGUUCCCCAUUUCUUCUGCUCGCAAGCUUGAUUAGAGUUGGUUUGAACCACAAAGUGAGCACAUCCAUCCAGCACUGCCACGGUUCUCCACUGUCCACCAAUAACACUACUGCAGAAAAACAAAAAACAGAGUCUUUAUCAAAGUAAAUGACUUAAUUGGACAUGAGAGUUUUUGUUUGAUGUUUACGUACUGAGACAUCAGAUCCUGAACUGCAGAUGAUUUCUUUGCAUGCAUGAGCAUUGGUACGUUGUGCAUGUAGGAGGACGGUUCUUUUGAGCUUUUUUAGCUGUAGAUCCAUGCGAAUGCGUGCGAGAGAUGCAGCCCUGCACGUUUCGCUCCAUCCCGUCACAAAAACACUAAAGUGCUUUCAAAAACACGAGUGUUCAUGGAGUUGGUGGUGCAUCUGGACAGUUCUUCAGCACUUCAGCGGUAUUGUGUAGCAGUUGGUUUGUUUUAUUAGUACUGCAGAUGGCUUUAUCUGGACUGAGUCAAGUUUCUUUGAACGUUGUUGCAUGAACUGUGAUUUGUGUCCUUUUGAAGUUGCUGUGUCGAUGAGGCGAGAUUUGAGGACGUCCCGGGCGACUUCUGGAAUCGAACGAUUAACCGAACGAAUAAGCUGGAGACAGGUGGCGCUGACUGCCAUGGAGAAUUUCUGGAUUGUGGACGUUUUCGGGACCACCGCGUGAGGCGAAUUUCAUGACACGGACACACGAGUUCUGCUCAGCUUCUGACUGCAUUGAGUCCCCAGUUCGAUUGGCGUCCCAGCCAAAGCUCCAGCAUCCAAAACACUAUGAUAAUUCAGAGACGUCCAAGGCAGAACAAAAUCACCACGAUUUCUCCAGAAUUUAUCUAAAUCAAUGAGUUUGAACUUUCCUUCAUUGGGUCUAUGAAAGUGGACAGAGUUCCUAGAAUAUUUACACACUCAGACGAGUGAAAUUUCCUAUCCCGUGCGGAUAUAUAUGCUUUAAUGCAGAAUCGGUGGAGAAAUAUGGCCGAUAAUGUUUUGGACUCGGGGCCAUCUUCAGCCAAAAGGCCUAAAUUGUCCUCGCCCGCUCUGUCCGGUUCUGCGAGCGAUACGAAUGACUUCAGUUCCCUCUUUGACCUGGAGCAUGACCUCCCUGAUGAGCUCAUCAGUUCAUCUGACUUGGCAUUGCCUAACGGAGGGGUCGAGGUGUGCCAGACUUCCUCCCUCGGCCCGAUCCAGGACACAGUCGCCAAACACAAGCAGCUGUCUGAGCUCCUCUGCUCCGCCUCGCAGCAGCAGCAGCAGGCAGGUAUGAUGGCGUCGGCCGGCUUUAACAGGCCAAUGAUGGCAGCGCAGAAAGGAAACGUGCAGACGCAGGGCAUUAUGGGAGGGCAGGCCAUGAACGGGGUACCCAGGAUGGGGUACGUCAACGCUAAUCCUGGCAUGAACAUGGCCGAUACUCUACAGCAGCAGCAGCAGCAGCUCAGAGCUCAGCAACCUGGAGCCGUUAACAAGAUGAACAUGAUGGCUGGUGCAGGCUCUGCCCCAUUCAUGCCACCUUACUCCCAUAGUGGAGCUCAGUCAUCUCUUGCCCCGUCCCUCCAGAAUAAAGCGCCUCAGAACCUCUCACAGUUCAGCGUGGAUCAGAAAGCCCAGCCUGGUCAGAGUGUCCCCGGCCUGGCGGUGGCACCCCCUGUGGCUGACCCUGAGAAGAGGAAGUUGAUCCAGCAGCAGCUCGUUCUCCUGCUUCACGCUCAUAAGUGUCAGCGUCGGGAGCAGAGUAACGGAGAGCUGUCUCACUGCAGCCUGCCUCACUGCAGGACCAUGAAGAACGUCCUCAAUCACAUGACCCACUGUCAGGCCGGGAAAACCUGCCAGGUGGCUCACUGUGCGUCGUCGAGGCAGAUCAUCUCUCACUGGAAGAACUGCACACGGCACGACUGUCCCGUCUGUCUGCCUCUGAAAAAUGCAGGAGACAAGAGGAACCAGCAAUCUCUGUUAGGUGGAGCCAGUGUGGCGGUGGGUGGGUCUGUGGGUGGCUCUGCCCCCUGUGCCCCUCCCUCAGGACCUAAUCUGAACUCGGCGGGUCAGAUAGACCCAAGCUCCAUCGAGAGAGCGUACGCCGCGCUUGGGCUCAGCUACACGGGCCAGACGGGUCAGAUCACACCCUCUACUGCCACGGGUGUUAAUCAGGUUGGUGUUAAUGGCGGUGUUCAGGCCCAAACCCAGCAGUCCAACCACCUACCAGAUGCUCUGUUACACCGCAGCAUCAGCACACACAGUCUGAUGAGUGAUGGAGGUGGGGCAGGGCCUAUGAGUUCAGUUCCUCUAGCCACACCCCCUUCUGCAGGAAUGAGGAAGAACUGGCAUGAGGACAUCACACAGGACCUGCGCAACCACCUCGUCCACAAACUGGUCCAGGCCAUCUUCCCCACCCCGGACCCUGCAGCUCUAAAGGACAGGAGGAUGGAGAACCUGGUGGCGUACGCACGCAAAGUGGAGGGAGACAUGUACGAGUCCGCCAACAGCAGGGCUGAAUAUUAUCACCUGCUUGCGGAGAAGAUCUAUAAGAUCCAGAAGGAGUUGGAGGAGAAGAGGAAAACCCGACUGCAGAAACAGAGCACACACACAGAAAAUGGUCCUCUGGCAGAUCCGUCACUCCUUCGUCCCACUGGACCGAACCAGAUGGUCAACAGAAUGCCAAAUCCUGCUGGUAUGAAUCAGUUCAGUCAGAUGGGAGCACAGCCACAGCACAUGAACCAGCUGGGCAUGCAAGGAGUACCUCGAAUGACACAGCCCAACAUGGUUCAGCUGCAAAACCAGUUCAACCAGAACCAGUUCCCGUUAGCCGGUUCCGGCCCAGUCCAGAUGUCCACUCCACCACCACUGCUCAACAGUCCAGCAGUUCAGACUCCACCCACAAGUUCUACAUCCAGCCUUCCACCCACUUCACAACUCCAGACUCCGCCCAUCCACCAAACCACACCCUCACCAGCUGCCAGACUCACGCCCACACCUCGUCAGACACCGCCCCCUUUGCCUGGCAAUCAAACACCCCAGCCUCAAACGCCCAACUCUGCCAUCAUGGCCCCGCCCACCCCGCAGCAGCUGGACAGAGCCAAUCAGAUGCAGCCGCAGGGAGGCGGAGCUUCUGAAGCAUUGUCUGUGCCUUCCCAGGAUGUGAACACUCAGCCGCAGUGCUCACCAUAUCAAAAGCCGUCCGUGAUGACGGACGGUCCGACGUCAACCCCGGCCUCGGUGGGCUCCAUCGGCCCCGAGAUGAACUCCGCCACUGAACCCGACCUAAAAAUGGAGGUCAAAAAGCAGGAGGAAGAAGAAGAAGAAGAGGAGGAGGAAGAGGAGGAGACUCAGGAGGAGGAGGUGAAAAUGAAGAUGGAAGCCGUGCAGGAGGAGGCGAAGGCUGAGGAGAAACCGGAGAUUAAGAAGGAGGAGCCAGAGGCAGAGUCGUGUAAGGCGGAGCCGAUGGAGGCAUCGACGGGGGAGACGGGAGAAGACAAGAAGCCUGAGAUAAAGUGCGAGCCCAAAGAGGAAAAAGAGGCGACAAACGACUCGUCCACCAACACGGAAAGCAAGAAGAAGAUCUUUAAGCCGGAGGAGAUGCGUGAGGUCCUCAUGCCCACGCUGGAGGCGCUCUACAAGCAGGAUCCCGAGUCUCUGCCCUUCCGCCAGCCCGUUGACCCACAGCUACUCGGAAUCCCGGACUACUUUGACAUCGUGAAGACUCCGAUGGACCUGUCCACCAUAAAGCGGAAGCUGGACACGGGUCAGUACCAGGAGCCGUGGCAGUACGUGGACGACAUCUGGCUGAUGUUCAACAACGCCUGGCUCUACAACCGCAAGACCUCACGUGUGUAUAAGUACUGCUCCAAACUGGCCGAGGUGUUCGAGCAGGAGAUCGACCCCGUCAUGCAGGGCCUGGGCUUCUGCUGCGGGAGGAAGCUGGAAUUUUCUCCUCAAACUCUGUGCUGCUACGGGAAACAACUCUGUACAAUCCCUAGAGAUGCUGCCUACUUCAGCUACCAAAACAGGUACCACUUCUGUGAGAAGUGUUUCAAUGAAAUCCAGGGCGAGAACGUGUCCCUGAGCGACGACCCCACACAGCCUCAAACAGCCAUCAAUAAAGACCAGUUUGAGAAGAAGAAGAAUGACACCCUCGACCCAGAACUAUUCGUGGAAUGUUCUGACUGUGCUCGUAAAAUGCACCAAAUCUGCGUCCUGCACAACGAGACGAUCUGGCCGUUAGGCUUUGUGUGUGACGGCUGUUUGAAGGCGUCCAAUAAGACGAGGAAGGAGAAUAAAUACGCCGCCAAAAGGCUUCCCCAGACGAAGCUGGGUAACUUCCUGGAGACACGCGUGAACGAGUUCCUGAAGCGGCAGACUCAUCCCGAAACCGGUGAUGUCACUAUCCGGGUGGUUCACGUCUCCGACAAAAUGGUUGAAGUGAAGCCGGGAAUGAAGUCCAGAUUUGUGGACAGUGGUGAAAUGGCGGAGUCUUUCCCCUACCGGACGAAAGCUCUGUUUGCAUUCGAGGACAUCAGUGGAGUGGAUGUGUGUUUUUUCGGCAUGCACGUACAAGAGUAUGGCUCAGAUUGUCCUCCGCCCAAUCAGAGACGUGUGUAUAUCUCCUAUCUGGACAGCGUGCACUUCUUUCAGCCACGUCAUCUGAGGACAGGUGUGUAUCACGAGAUCCUAGUCGGGUACCUCGAAUAUGUGAAGAAGUUGGGGUUCACCACAGGACAUAUCUGGGCGUGUCCACCAAGUGAAGGAGAUGACUACAUCUUCCACUGUCACCCACCGGACCAGAAGAUCCCCAAACCCAAACGACUGCAGGAGUGGUACAAGAAGAUGCUGGACAAGGCUGUGGCAGAGCGAAUUGUUCAUGACUACAAGGACAUCUUUAAACAGGCAACUGAGGAUCGCCUGACGAGUGCAAAGGAGCUGCCUUAUUUUGAAGGCGAUUUCUGGCCCAAUGUGCUGGAGGAGAGCAUCAAAGAGCUGGAGCAAGAAGAGGAGGAGAGGAAAAGAGAGGAGAACAGCACAUCCAACGAAAGUGUCGAUGCCACGGAGGGCGACAGCAAAAACGCGAAGAAAAAGAACAACAAGAAGACGAACAAAAACAAAAGCAGCAUGAGCCGAGCCAACAAGAAGAAACCAGGAGUGCCUAAUGUUUCAAACGACCUAUCUCAAAAACUGUACGCUACCAUGGAGAAACAUAAAGAGGUCUUCUUCGUCAUCCGUCUCCUUGCCGGCCCUUCCGUCAACUCGCUACCUGCCAUCAUAGAUCCAGACCCACUGAUGGCGUGCGACCUGAUGGAUGGGCGUGACGCCUUUCUGACGCUGGCUCGGGACAAGCACCUGGAGUUCAGCUCUUUGCGACGAGCCAAGUGGAGCUCAAUGUGCAUGCUGGUGGAACUGCACAACCAAAGCCAGGAUCGCUUUGUCUAUACUUGCAAUGAGUGCAAACAUCAUGUGGAGACACGCUUCCACUGCACCGUCUGUGAGGACUAUGACCUUUGCAUCACUUGCUAUAAAACUAAGGGUCAUGAGCACAAGAUGGAGAAGCUUGGUCUUGGUCUAGAUGAUGAGAGUAGCAACCAGACAACAGCCGCCACUCAGAACCCUGGUGACUCUCGUCGUCUUAGCAUCCAGCGCUGCAUCCAGUCUCUGGUGCAUGCCUGUCAGUGUCGCAAUGCCAACUGCUCCCUGCCUUCUUGCCAGAAGAUGAAGCGGGUGGUGCAGCACACAAAGGGCUGCAAGCGCAAGACAAAUGGUGGCUGUCCCAUCUGCAAGCAGCUCAUUGCUUUGUGCUGCUAUCAUGCCAAGCACUGCCAGGAGAACAAGUGCCCUGUGCCAUUUUGCCUCAACAUAAAGCAGAAACUCAGGCAGCAGCAGCUGCAGCACAGGCUACAGCAAGCGCAGAUGCUGCGUAGGCGCAUGGCCACCAUGCAGCGGACUGGGCAGCCUCCUCUUAGUGGUGGCCCACCUGGAGGUCUUCCAUCGCCAGGCAGCAACUGUGCCACGGGUCGUAGCACACCAACAUCAGUGGGUACCCAGCCUCCCACUCCUCAGACGCCUACCCAACAAAGUCUUGCUCCUGUACCCCAGCCUGGAAUGGGAAGCAUUCCUGUUGCAUCCCCUCAGCAGAUACAGCAGCCACAGGGCAACAUGCCUCCCCAGCACCCUGGCCAUCCGCAAUUUCAGCAAAUGCAAAGUGCUCAGGGAGUGAUGACCUCUCCCCAGCCUCAAAUGGUUUCUCAACAACAGACGGGACAGUCACCACAUCCCAGCGGUUUGGCUCAGUAUGGCCUGAGACCUCCAGGUUCUACAGGCAAACCAGGCCUGAGUCCGGCAAGCCCCAGCAGCUUAGGGGCAGGUCCAUUGCAGCAACAGUCGGGUCCUCCUGCAGCAGCUGUGGAAAUUGCAAAGAAGAUCCAGCAAGUGGCAGAUGCACAAAGAAAUAUGGCAAAAGCUCACCUACUACAGAGGCCAGUUACACAGACAGGCAUGAUACAACCACACCCACACCACCAACAACCCCAAGCGCAGAUUGGGAUGACCCAUCCAGGGGUUAGCAUGGUAGGUGGAACAGGGCUACCUCCUCAUGCGCAAGCUACUGUUUCCCGAGGCCAGAUAGAACAGCAGCAGGGACCUCAAGGAAUGAUGGUUGGACCGGGACCCAUGCAGCAGCAACCUGUACCACAGCCUACUGCACAGGGCCAGCUUCCUCCACAGGUGCAGAUGCAGCAAAGAGCUAAUGUGCAGCUUCAGCCUGCUGCUCAGCAGCAAUGGACUGGACAGGGGAUUCCACCUCAGCAGAGACCUCCAGUUAUGAACCAGCCUGGGGUGGCUACAAUGCAGCAACAAAUGCAGCAGUCUCAACAGCCACAGCAGCAACAGCAAAUGCCAAAUCACAAUGCCUUGAUGAAUAUGGUGCAGGGUGGACUGCAGGGUGGUGCUGCAGGUGGAAUGGCAGGUGGGAGUCUUCCUCAGGGAACUGUGCAGGAAUUCAUGCAAGCCCUGCGAUCACCUAGCUCACCUCAGCAGCAGCAGCAGGUUCUCAACAUUCUUCGUUCCAAUCCACAACUAAUGGCUGCAUUUAUAAAGCAGCGGGUUUACAAGUAUAAAAAUGGGCCAGGAGGUCCUGCUGGUGCACCGGGAGGACCAGGGGCAGCCAUGAGCAGCCAGCCAGUGGGAGUCAAUGCUUGUGGGCUUCAGCCAACCAUGAAUAUGGGACAAGCCCAACUGGCCCAGCUGCAACAACAGCAGCAGCAGCAAAUGCAACAACCUCAGAGGCCCCUGCUUCAGCAGCAGCAAGUUGCCGGGUUACAACAACAGCAGCAACAGCAAGGAAUACCGGGCCAAGUGCCUCCCAACGUGGCCAACAUGAAUCCACAGUUCAGAGAGCUGCUGUUAAGGAGACAACAGCAGAAACUACAGCUGCAACAGCAGCAGCAACAGCAGCAACAGUCAGGGGGAAAUCACACCGCAUUCACACAGCAGCAGGGCUACAUGAGUCAGCAGGCUCAGCAGACACAACCAGGGGUCCAACCUGGUGCCCAGCAGCAGGGUUACCCUGGCAACUCGGCACAGCAGCAAGGUUACCCCGGCAACUCAACCCAGGGUUUCCCAGGCAACUCUGCACAGCAGCAAGCUUACCCAGGCAACUCUGCUCAGCAGCAGGGUUACCCAGGCAACUCGGCUCAGCAGCAGGGUUACCCAGGCAACUCGGCUCAGCAGCAGGGUUACCCAGGCAACUCGGCUCAGCAACCAGGUUACCCAGGGAACACAACCCAGCAGCAGGGUUUUCCAGGCAACUUGACCCAGCAGCAGGGUUUUCCAGGCAACUUAACCCAACAGCAGGCUUUUCCAGGAAACCCGGCCCAGCAACAGGGUUACCCAGGCAACACUGCACAGCAGCAAGCUGCUGCAGCCUUGCAGCAGAGACUGCAGCAUCAACACAGAUUGCAAAUGCAGCAGCAGCAGCAGAACGCUGGGCUGCAAGGGCCUGAUAGAGGUGGUCCACAGAUGCAGCCAGGACAAGGAGGAACACAGUCUUCAUCAUCUCCGGCAAUGCUGCAGCAAGCAAUCCACCAGCGACUGCUUCAGCAACAGAAGCAGCACCUAGGUGGAACUUCGCCUGCACAGCAGAACAAUCCCAUGAGCCCACAGCAGCAAAUGUCCCAGUCGCCACACCUGCAGGGCCAGCCGCUCCCCAACUCUCUCAGCAACCAAGUGCGAUCGCCUCAACCCUCCCCUCGUCCGCAAUCGCAGCCGCCACACUCGAGUCCGUCCCCACGAAUGCAGCAGACUCAGACGGCUUCACCACACCCCACUCAUCUACAGCAGCACCUACCUGGCAUGGCUCCUCCUCCACCUCCUCCCCAGCUACAGCAGAAUGCUAUGGACCCUGGUGGGAACUCGAUGCUGCCGCAUCUCAGCGGUAUGGUGGGACUCCACCCUGCGGGCGGGAAAGACAUACGACCCCCUAGUGGGCAGGAUCUCGGGGUGAACAUGAACCCGUUAGACAUGUAGUUAGAAAACCUUGCCAGAGACAGUGUUAGCUUUGUUUUGAUAAUACGGUUAUUAAUUAUUUAAUUUCUUUCUUAACUAUGAACACCAUGAACUCUGAUCUUCCUAUGGGAGAUGCGGAACUUGCAUAACCGGAAUGUUAUGAGUGUGAACGCUAAAUUAUGGCUUUUUUUUCCUUUCCUUUUUGUUUUUUGCCAAUUGUGAACAAAUAAAGGCUUGUUUCUCCGACUCAGAGAAUAGAACACAGGUAAUAUUUUCAGGCCUGGGGGAGUAUUUACCUUUUUAAGAUAUAUUUUUUAAUAUUUUAAAAAUGUAAAGUGCUGAUUUAUUGAAUGCAAUGGGUUUUAUUUUAUAAAUAUUUUUUUGCUCCUUGAAGCGGUCUCUGUUACUAUUUUUACAGGACGGAAAUGCGACAAAUGUUACAAUUCCUGUCAUUUUUGUUACUGUUUAAUUAAUUAUUCAGAUGUCAUGCGUAUCUUUUUGAAAAGUUUGGUUUUACAUUCUGUUAUUUAUUCUAGUGAUAUAUUUUUUUUUCUCUUGGCUCCUGGAGACUGCUACAAUUCUACAGAGUCUAUUUUUAAUACCUGAGAAUUUGCAGAGUGGUUUCGUUACAUUUAUGUUGACGAAUAUCGAGAAGAUUCACAGUGUUGUGGGCUGAAAGGCUUAGUGGUGUCGGCCAGUGGACCUUUUUUUUGUGUUUUGUUUUCUUUUGUGCCACAUUGGUUGAAAAUGCCUAGCCAUAGUGUCCACAUGGGGCAAACCACACGUCCUGUUUUCCCCAGUGUGUGUGUGUGUGUGUGUGUGUGUGUGUGUGUGUACUUACGACACUUAUUGGCUAGUGGAGGCAUGUAUUUGCAGAAGCUUGUGUGUGUGUGUGUGUGUGUGUGUGUGUGUGUGUGUGUGUGUGUGUGUGUGUGUGUGCGCGCGCGCGUGUUUAUGCUAAUAUGCAUAGAUGAGAUUAGAGUUUAUCUAAAGAACUGAUCUCUCCUUCCUCAUUGCCUCCACUUUCAGAAAUCUCAUUGCGCUGUUUUUUUUUUUUUUUUUUUUUUUUUUAGUUUAAUUUAAUUAUUUUUUACUGUACAAAGGAACAAACCUUGGACUCCAUACCAUUUUUGUAAUAAAAUGAUGUCAACAACAA